Mesorhabditis belari is the source of this 3288-nucleotide messenger RNA. NCBI's taxonomy places the organism in Eukaryota, Metazoa, Nematoda, Chromadorea, Rhabditida, Rhabditidae. The record is from the annotation of a GenBank genome assembly.
AUGAUCGAAUUGCAGAGGAAAUGUUUCCGCAAAAAUUGUGAUGGCUUUGGUUUCUUGAAUCGACGAGCGCUAAGCGAUUCGGAGCUUUGCAUUUCGUCGGAUGAGGUCAGCGAGAGGACAAGCAUUCUAGACAAAUAUGGCCUUAUUGAUGCGGCCGAAGAGGAUUUCCCAUUGCCGGCGAAGACUUGCAUUUGUAUCCCGGAUGGAGUGGUGAUUGGAGAAUUCGAGUGCACUGUAUCACCGGAGUUCUUUGAGAGUCUUGCAAAAUCGUUUGAGCACGAGCAUGAGCACGGGCCAAUCGUGGAAACAAGCGAUGGAAAAGAGGUGAAAGAGUUGGAGAAACAAGCGUCACAACCGAUUCUAAGGGAAAGGCCAUUGCUGGGCGAUUUGCCGCUAAGAGUCAGCGAUCCGACUGGCAGAAGUCGAUCGAAAUCACCCGAGCACAAGGAAGAGAGCCAAAGCCGGGACAGCAGCGCUCCACCUCUGCCCAGGCGGGUCGUCUCACUGGCGAUUGGUGGCUUAAAAAAGUCAUUGGGAAUUGGAAAAGUGAAGAAAGAGGUGUCCCAAGAAGAGGACGGGUCGGAGAAUGGACACGACGAUCAUCACAAUCACAUUUCAACCCUUCGACAACAUUUGAAACGAUCGGAAAGGGACAGCCAGUCGUCAGCGAAUACAUCGAUUUCUAGCUAUUUCUCGUUGCCACGCCCGAGUCUCAAUCGACAGAAUGGCCUUCCUGAUGAUCUCGCUUCGUGCAUGUCCCCAACUAGCAGUGGUCCGCUCACUGAUUUUGAAGAAGGAAUGCCCGAGAGGCCGUCUAGAUUGCAAUUAGAACUGCCUUUAUGGUCACGUUUUGGCUUGUUUGAUGCCGAUGAAUACAAUUCUUGGUCGAAGAAAUUUCGCACUGAUUCCAUGGUGGCAAAAGAAGUGCUCAGACAGGAUAAAAUAUACGAAUUGAUUUCAACGGAAAAACAACAUUGCGCAAAUUUGGCUUUUCUCAAGCAAGCAUAUCGAACUCGAUUUCUAGAAGAUGCUCACGAUUUAUCCCUUGGACAAUAUGAGAUCGACAUCCUGAUCCCCGAUGUGCUUGACGCAUUACUCGUUUUCCAUAUCAAUUUGCUUCAUCGCUUGACGGAGAGACAAAAGGAAAAAGAUCAAGUUGAGACGAUCGCUGACAUCAUUGUUGAAGAGCUCUCCGAGUCUGGAGAACACACAGCUCGUGCUGUCAAUGCCUAUACGACAUUUGGGGUAAACAAAGAAGAAAGCGAGAAGAAAUUGGAGGAAUUGAAAGAAAGAGCGCUGUUUAGGAAAUAUCUUGAUAACCUCGUUCAAUCCGAUCCUUGGUAUCGAAAGUUUGAGAAGUUCAAAUCACUAAUGACAAGAGCAAUGGCCCGAACAACGCGUUACCAUCUGAUUCUUCAAGACAUUCAGAAAAAUGAUCUCAAUGACGCUCGAAAAGAUCUCAAUUACGCGGCGGUUAUGGCAGCCAAGGGUUUCGCGUCUCGGAUCGAUCAAGCGCUUUGCGUGUCGCAAAUGACGAAAACCUGGGAGAUUAUUAGAGAACGGAUUGACUGGACGGCGAGGACGAAAAUCGCCACAAACGAUGCCACGAUGCCGCUAGUCGAUUUUUAUAUGACCGACCUAAGCUCGGACAAAAGUGAGGGCGAAGGCCGAAAAAUCCUCGGAAUCGGCCAAGUGACCGUGAAACCGAUUGGCUCCGAUAAAUUCAAUGGGGACACAAGUUGUACUUUGAUCCUUUUCGACGACAUUCUCGUCUUUCUCCAGAAGAGACAACAGAGAUACGUCUUCUUUCCACAGGAACAAGCUGUUUUUGCUGUCGCUACUUUGUAUCCAAGAGCGAUCGAGCGUGGAUGGAGUACUCAUUUGAUGUCUUCAUCAUUUAAACCAAUGCUGAUGGAGUUGCAAUUCCGAAACAAAUCCGAUCGCGCAAAAUGGAUGGACGUCUUCGAGAAAGGGAUUUCUCGUGCCCCAAAACAGGUUCGUUUGCCUCCUCGUCGACCCGAUGCACAAACGGCGAAAGAGCGAGAGAAAGAAGAGCGACGACAAAGAGACGCCGAAGAACAUUGGGUGCGACGACUUGAGUCACAUUUUGAAGAGCGCAGAGAUUCGGAAGGAGUGGUGGCUGAGUACUUGGAUCGACGGAUGCAAUGGUUCGACCGUUUACGAUCAAUCGUCAGUGAGAUGCCCUUCAAGAGUCGACAGGAGAUCCCAGAAAAGGUGAAAGCCACGGUUCGACAGCGUUUCCGCGAGCUCCGUCAACUCCGAGUCGAACCGAUUAGCAAAUUGGUCGCCAAAUGCACUCAAGCGCGCGACCAGGAUCUUAUCGAUUUUUUCGACGACACUGCCGAGAUUGUCUACGCGCGCUUGAAGACAGAAAACGAUAUUCAAAAUCUGGACUCUGAUUCGGGCUCGGAUACGUCGGGAAGUGAAGGGAAAAAUUUGCCACGACGCGUUCAGACUUUUCACGGGAUGAGUACACCGAAAAGAGAAAAAGGAUCAUUCCGUCGUCAUACAACUGUUCCAAAAAUGUCUUCAAUGAUUCACGGAGCAUCGACUUCAUCAACAUCUAAAUUGGAAACGGCAACGCUGAGAAUGGAAGAAGAAGAUGAAGAAAUUGAGGAGAAAAAUGAUGAGGAAGAAGUGACUAGUGACGAGGAACAGAAUAAAGAGGGCAUUCCUGAAAGUCCGAAAACGCGCGAGAGAAAUCGGGAGAUUGUUCAGAAGACUCAACGAUUGCCGUUAACGAUGAACCUCCGCGCGAGACGAGCCGCCACACAAAUCAUCAAGGAAAACGCCGAGCUCAGACAAAUAAACGAUCGGCUAAAGCACGAUUUAGCAAUGAGUAGAACAGCGCUGUCAUUGUACGAGAAAUCGCGAGUGGCGCCGUUGGGAGCAAACGGAACCGGUUCAUCAGUUUCAUCUUCAGAAACGCAUGAGGCACUUCGUCGGAAAGAACAAGAGCUGAGAGAAGGAGAGACACGGUUGAAUCAAGAUCGAGACGAUUUUCUAGACAAAAAAACGCAAUUAGAGGAUAAACUGAAGAAACAGGAGACGGAACUCGAGGAAAGAUGGAGAGUUUUGAUGGAAAAAGAGACGCUCAUUGGGGGAAAUCUCGCGAAUUUGAGAGAAGAUCGCCGAACAGCUCCGCCAGCUAUGGCUCGUCCAAUCCCGAUUCCCGUUCUUGGCAACCGUACCGAAAGCAUUCCGAUUGUUCCAACCUUGUCACCAGCGCUGAUGUCUUUAGCUGAAACAAAAACAAAGAAGAAAAAA